AUGGAUCAGGACUCACAGGAUGAAGCAAAGAAUCAAGAGGAUGAAUCUGGUCUGGAAGGAAAAGUUGAGGACCAGGAAGUGGCCAUAUCAGAGGUGCCUGCUGCUGUCCCACAACCUGAACUCAAUGCCACACAACCCCAAGAACACCAACAACAGACCAUUGAAGCAGUCUCUGGAGACGGGUCCACACCCAAUCCAUUUGACGGACUGCCGCCAUCGGUUCGUGAGCUCGUUAUGGCCUGGUACUGGGCCGGCUACUACCAAGGUCUUCAUAAGGGUCGCUCCGAACGGGCAGGUAAUUCGAGCAGCUGA
This is a messenger RNA of Sugiyamaella lignohabitans, 312 nucleotides long. RefSeq lists its product as uncharacterized. NCBI's taxonomy places the organism in Eukaryota, Fungi, Ascomycota, Dipodascomycetes, Dipodascales, Trichomonascaceae. Bases 1 to 312 code for a protein of 103 amino acids. The transcript has a single exon. The record is from RefSeq and is a predicted model, not a curated record.